Oryzias latipes (Japanese medaka) is the source of this 1111-nucleotide messenger RNA. RefSeq names its product glutathione S-transferase omega-1. Lineage: Eukaryota; Metazoa; Chordata; Actinopteri; Beloniformes; Adrianichthyidae. The record is from RefSeq and is a predicted model, not a curated record. Gene Ontology annotation, biological process: glutathione metabolic process. Gene Ontology annotation, cellular component: cytoplasm. Gene Ontology annotation, molecular function: glutathione transferase activity; glutathione dehydrogenase (ascorbate) activity.
AACCACAACCUUUCGGAGAUCCAACCCUUUUUUCGUGAUUGGCUACAAGUCUGGAGACACAUAAGAUCCGGAAAUACCGCACGCCUUAAACACUUUACUCCGUGUUUGCCUUCGUGUUGGUUGAUCAUUUUCCUCUAGUCUCUUCAUACGGCAGAAAGUUCAAACUACAAAGGCGAACAUGUCGACGGAAAAGAGCUUAGCAAAAGGAAGUGCUGCUCCUGGCCCGGUCCCCAAAGACCACAUCAGACUUUACAGCAUGAGGUUUUGCCCUUUUGCUCAGAGGACCAGAUUAGUGCUGCACGCCAAAGGGAUAAAAUUUGACACCAUUAACGUCGACCUGAAAAAUAAGCCUGAUUGGUUCCUGGAGAAGAACCCGUUUGGUACCGUUCCAGUCCUUGAGACACCUGCUGGUGAAGUCAUAUAUGAAUCCUCCAUCACCUCUGAGUACCUGGAUGAAGUCUAUCCUGAGAAGAAGCUGCUUCCAGCCUUUGCUUAUGCCAAAGCUCAGCAGAAGAUGUUGCUGGAGCAUUUUGCAAAGUUGGUACCAUUAUUCUACAGGAUUCCAUCCGCAAAGAAGAAUGGUGACGAUGUGUCAGGAAUGGAGGCUGAACUGAAAGAGAAAUUAGGCAAAUUGAAUGAUGAGUUGGUGCAAAAGAAGACCAAGUUCUUUGGAGGUGAUUCCAUCACAAUGAUAGAUUACAUGAUGUGGCCAUUUUUUGAGAGAACAGAGGUCUUUGAAGUGCAGCACUGUCUGGACCACACUCCUGAGCUGAAAAAGUGGAUCGAGCUCAUGUUGAAGGACCCAGCUGUUAAAGCCACCAUUCACCCUGUGGAAACACACAAGAUAUUCUACAAGAGCUUCGUUGAAGGGAAACCGGACUUUGAUUACGGCCUUUAGGAAAUGCUGACCAAGCGGUGCAUUUCUAAUGACAGCUUUUCAAUGUUUAUUGCAGCUAAACCAAAAAGAGUUUAAGGGCUUCCUUUAAACAGCAAAACCCAAAUGUUUUUAUUGGGCAUGCAACAUUGUUCUUACAUAUUUGUAAUGAUCUCUGUCUCUGUAGCAAUGUUUUAAAUAGAAGCAAAAUGGAUUAAAUAAUUUCUGAAGUCAUGA